Messenger RNA from Hemibagrus wyckioides, 1895 nucleotides. RefSeq names its product neurensin 1-like (gene nrsn1l). Gene Ontology annotation, biological process: nervous system development. Gene Ontology annotation, cellular component: neuronal cell body; neuron projection; transport vesicle. Lineage: Eukaryota; Metazoa; Chordata; Actinopteri; Siluriformes; Bagridae. Bases 155 to 736 code for a protein of 193 amino acids. The record is from RefSeq and is a predicted model, not a curated record. The transcript is spliced from 3 exons.
AAUAUUUGGUCAUGGUGCGAGUUUGAGGCUUAAUUAAUUAAUUCAUUUGUUUAUUUAUUUAUUUAUUUAUUUGCUUGUAGCAAGGAGGAGCGACCAUGGUACGCGGAUGAAGCCGUGUUGAGGAUCAGCACAGCCUUCAACCUGGGUCUAAGAUAUGGCCUCUUACUCAGAGGUGCACGGGCCGGGCCGUGCCAAGAGCAUGCCAGGCUAUAGUUUUGGGGUGCGCUCAUACCUGCAUUAUUUCUACGAAGAAUGUACAGCCUCUGUAUGGGAUCAGGAGGACAUUCAGCAUCAACGUUCACACCAGUGGUGGAGUUCAGGCCUCUGCAAGAUUUCUCUUGCAGUCGGAACGGUCCUAUUAGCCCUGGGGUUAGUGGUGUUGGCCGUGGGGUUUGCUGUUCCAACUCGAAUCGAGGCAUUUGGCGAGGGUGAAUUGCUCUUCGUGGACCGGCAUGCUAUGCGACACAACCAGGCCCUGAGCAUUUGUGUGCAGGCUGGCACUGGGAUGCUGACCCUGGGGGGCCUGAUGAUGACCGCUGGCCUGCUGCUGUCUGCUUUCUCCAGACCCACAACCAGUCCACAGCCUCCUGGGAAAGAAAAGAAGGGCAUCAUGGGGAGGGGAGGUGGAGCGGAUGGAAAGAGCCCAACAAAUGUUCUCACUAAAGCUCCCACUCCAGCUGCAGGUGAUGCAGCUGUGCCUGUUGCUCUAUCUAAAGUGGAGAAUGUCCAGCCAUAAGUAACCUAAAUAAUCCUACCCUACUGAAGACCUGGAUACACUAGGCCAGUUUGUUCUGAUGCAGUUAUUUGGUGUUGAGUUAAAAUGUAAUGUAAAAAGAAAUAAUUCUGGUACAUUAAAGUCACAGUAUUUUAAGUAAGGAAUGAAACAUGAUUGGGCGUGAUGACACUGAAUCUUAUUGUGUUUGUACAUUGGCAAUAAAGAUAUACAUUUGUUAGAAAAAUGAUCCAUGAUGGCAUGGUGUGAUAUCUAUAACAGCACAGGAUGAGGUGUUUUAUUCCUCUUAUACCACAGCAAGUUGUCAACAAUUUAAUUAAAUGUUCAUUGGUAUCACUUAUAUUCUUCAGCUAUAAAUAGACUUUCCCUCAGCAGCCUCUCCUUUUUCAUCUCUCUUAAAGUUAUUAAGUCAAAAAACACUUGACUUGACAGCUUGUCAUGUUGCCAUGAAACCAGAAAUCUUAAGAAAAAAUCUUAAAACUAAUCUUAAGAAGGCUUUUGACACUAGAAACAUCUUCUUUAAAUGUUAAUUAUUUGUAAUCCAUUUAUUAUUAUCCUCGUGUUGUCAGUUCUAUGAAGGAGUUACUACACUACAGAAAAGAUAUAUAGAAAAUUGUAAAGCUAUAAAAAAAAAAGUUAUAAAAAUUUAUAGAAAAUGAAUCAACACCUUUGGAUUCGAGAACUCGACAGCGCUGCGGUGUAAUAAAGAAUGAAACAUUUCUGCUGCUGCUGUUUCUAUCUGAAAAACAAAGAGAUCUACUAUGGCAGAAAACAAGAAAUUUUCCAAUGAAAUUUUUAUCAGAAGCAUAUUAUUGCAGUUUGUCUUUGCUUUAUGUUUAUUCGAGUGAGUCGGCAGCUGAGUAUAUUUCAAAGGGAGAGUUAAAUAAAUGCAAAGCCACAAUUUAAUACAUGAUGUAUUGUCAGGAGACUCAUUGUGUGGGACUGACUUUGUGUAUCCAGGCCUUUUUCUCAAGCUAACGACAAAACAGGGUUGAUAUAUUCGAGAAAGAAAAGUGCAAUCGUUUCUUGUGUAAUCAUCUGUUCAGUCUCAAAACGAUUUCUUAUCUAGGGUUCAGUUUUAACGUGUUUAAUUGUUAAAGUCUUUAUCUUUUUCUUAAGCUUAUCAUUAUAUUAAUCUGUGCUGUUUUUUAUGAUUUUUUGA